CUCUCUUCUUACAAAGUAAAGCUCUUCCGGCUUAUAUAAAUACAAAAUAGUUUCCAUUAAACCCUCACAAAACCCUAGUCUCUCUCUCCUCCUCCCUCUUUCUUCCUUCUUCCUUAUUCAUUUCGGCGAAACCCUUAGCUCGGACGAAAUGCCUCUAGGCGAACGCCCGGGCGACAAAAGCGAGUCUCGCUAUUGUGGCGUCGAGACCAAUUUCAGCCAUGACAUGCCUCAACUUUUGUCGAACCAUAUUUGCGGUGCUGGAUUCGAUUUCGUCGUUGCUCAACUGAUGGAUCCUGCUUAUCGGCCGAGCUUACUGCAGAAAGAAGGUGGUGAAUAUGGUGCUCUGCCUUUUGCUGGAUCAGACCUAGUUUUAAGUCCUUCUCAGUGGAGCAGUCAUGUUGUAGGAAAAGUUAGCUCAUGGAUUGAUCUAGACGCUGAAGAUGAGAUUCUUCGAUUAGAUUCUGAAACCACCCUAAAGCAAGAGAUUGCAUGGGCUUCUCAUCUCUCCCUGCAGGCAUGCCUUCUUCCAGCUCCUAAGGGAAAGUCCUGUGCUAAUUAUGCUAGGUGUGUGAAUCAGAUUUUACAAAGUCUAAACAAUAUGCAGUUGUGGCUUAGGAUUCCGUUGGUGAAAUCUGAUGAAGACUCCACGGAUUCCAAUUCAGAUCAAUUGAUUGAUUCGUGGGAGAUUUGGAAUUCUUUUCGGCUGCUUUGUGAACAUCAUAGUCGCUUAUCAGUUGCCCUUGAUGUUAUGAGUUCAUUGCCUUCACCUAACUCCCUUGGACGUUGGUUUGGAGAGUCUGUUCGAGCAGCCAUUGUUAAUACUGAUUCAUUUUUAACAAACACAAGGGGUUAUCCAUGCUUGUCAAAGCGUCACCAGAACCUAAUCACGGGUUUCUUCAAUCAUGCAGUACAGGUUGUAAUAUCUGGAAAACCAGUACACAAUCUUCCUAGCGGAAAUACAAAUUUGACUGCCAGUCAAAGUAUUAAUAAUGUUGAUGGUGAUAAGAGGCAUCCAUUGAGGUCGUAUUUGGAUUACAUUGGUUAUCUCUACCAAAAGUUGGAUCCCAUUCCAGAGCAAGAACGAUUUGAGCUGGGAUACAGGGAUUUUUUGCAAUCACCCUUACAGCCUCUUAUGGAUAAUCUAGAGGCUCAAACCUACGAGACAUUUGAGAAGGAUACAAUGAAGUACAUUCAGUACCAAAGGGCAGUUUCUAAAGCUUUAUUGGACAGGGUUCCUGAUAAAGAGGCAUCAGCUAUUACAACAGUAUUGAUGGUUGUAGGAGCAGGACGUGGACCUCUUGUAAGGGCAUCAUUACAGGCAGCUGAAGAAACAGGGCGCAAGCUUAAAGUUUACGCUGUUGAGAAAAAUCCAAAUGCAGUUGUUACACUUCAUAGCUUGGUCAAACUAGAGGGAUGGGAAAGCGUUGUUACCAUAAUAUCUUGUGAUAUGCGUUACUGGAAGGCUCCUGAAAAAGCUGACAUUUUGGUUAGUGAAUUGUUGGGUUCUUUUGGUGAUAAUGAGCUGUCUCCUGAAUGCCUUGAUGGAGCCCAAAGGUUCUUGAAGCCUGAUGGAAUCUCAAUACCAUCAUCGUACACAAGUUUCAUCCAACCAGUGACAGCCUCAAAGCUUUAUAAUGAUGUGAAGUCACAUAAAGAUGUUAUACACUUCGAAACUGCUUAUGUUGUUAAAUUCCACAGUAUUGCAAAGCUUGCUUCUCCUCAACCUGUGUUUACAUUUACACAUCCAAAUCAUUCUACUGAAAAAAGCAAUAAUCGGUACACGAAACUGCAGUUUGAAAUACCCAGUGAUACUGGCUCAGCCAUGGUUCAUGGAUUUGCUGGGUAUUUUGAUGCAACAUUAUACAAAGAUGUCCAUCUUGGUAUUGAACCAUCAACGGCAACACCAAACAUGUUCAGCUGGUUUGCAAUAUUUUUCCCACUAAGGACUCCAGUCUGUGUAGAACCCGGUUCUAAUCUCGAAGUACAUUUUUGGCGUUGUUGUGGUCCUACCAAGGUAUGGUAUGAGUGGGGUGUCACAUCACCAAGUGCAUCAGCCAUUCACAACAGUAAUGGACGGUCAUACUGGGUUGGUCUUUAAGAGCAUCUCCACUCUCAUUUUUUUUUUAUUAAAAUAGCUAAACAGUUAAAAUAGUUAAAAUAGAGUAUUUUUAUUGUUGUUACUCUAAUCAUACUUUUUUACUAUAGUUAGUGUUUGAUUAUUUUCAUAAUAUUUUAUAAUUUAAAUUUAUAAAUAUAAA
Cannabis sativa is the source of this 2258-nucleotide messenger RNA. Its product is annotated as protein arginine N-methyltransferase 1.5. Gene Ontology annotation, biological process: regulation of DNA-templated transcription; peptidyl-arginine N-methylation. The transcript is spliced from 23 exons. Gene Ontology annotation, cellular component: nucleus; cytosol. Lineage: Eukaryota; Viridiplantae; Streptophyta; Magnoliopsida; Rosales; Cannabaceae. The record is from RefSeq and is a predicted model, not a curated record. Bases 149 to 2098 code for a protein of 649 amino acids.